UUCCGGAGCGGUACUUCGUCGCGUGACGCCGCAGCGUUCGCAUCGAUCUGGAGCGGACGGCGCGGACCGUACAUACAUAGGCGGACCGUAAGGGCGGAUAGAGAGGCGCACGGCCGAAAAUCAAUCCCGGCGCGUGUUCGGGUUCUCGCGCGCCCGCGGCGAGGAGAGAAACGGAUCCGGCGAAGGGGGCUGUCUCCCCACGGACUGUCUCUGCCGACGACGUAGACGGAGAAGACGAGGGACGGAUCGGCAGCGAUGCUGAAGAAACUCCUCGGCAAGUCCGGCCGCAGGAUCCUGCGGGCGAUCAAGAAGCUGUCCACCAGGAGCCGCAAGGCCAAAAGGUCGCGCGAUCCCAGUUCCUGGCACACGGCCAUCCCGGACCUCGAGACGACCUCGCUCUCGUGGUCCCUGCCGUCCCUGGACGCCAAGAGCAUCGACACGUACAUGACGUACGUGGGCGAGAACCAGGAUGACUGCACGUCCAACUGUUGCUGCUGCGACGAGUAUAACGAGGAGAACCAGAGGAACGAGAACAGGGAGAACGAGAUGAUAAUCUAACGUCCUCCGUGCCGCUAGGCGCACCUUCACCCCUCCGGCUCGUUUGUCUCGCGAUCGAAUUCGCUGGCGAUCAUCCCCGAGAGGGUGGUGAUGAGAGUCGCACGCGCGCCGCUUCAAUAUUUAACCCUUAACUGGUGAGUACGAGUACUCUCGGCCGACAUUUCCUUUUUUUUUCAAAGAGAACUCUUUCGCUUCCGUGACUGCAAACCGCCACGGCUGAUGCCAAUGGCUGUACCAAAGAGAAAUAUAUUUAUCGGGGACACGAAACCGGUUAAGGGUUAAUAACGAUCCCUCCGUGAUCCGUUCCACACACACACACACGUGCGUGCGUACGCGUACAUAUACGAGCGCUUAUUACGCGCUCCCUUAUUUUUCGAUAGUCACGACGUCGUAUGUCGAAAAGAUACUCUGCGGCUGGACCUCGGACUAUAUAUUAUAACCGUAUCUCGAUUCUCUCGGCGUGUCAUCGAGAGAUAAGGACGCGGAAGAGAGAGAGAUGACGUUUUUGUUUCCAGUUAGUCUUCCAAUUCUAGAUUUAUUUUCUAUUACAUCGCCAAUAUUUCCCUGUAUUUUCCAGCGCGAGCCCCGCGUCGGCUCGUGCUCUCUUCGAUCUCAUUUAACGAUAUUAAUUCCAUAAGAUAUAGAAGAUAGACGUAUCGUACUUAUAUUUAUUACCGUGAUAAAUUAACCGCGUUUACGAGCGCGGUCGCUGUAUCGAUAAUUUAAGUUGGUCCGAUUGACGACCUAAUUUCGACGCGUCCGACAGUGGAUCUUUCUCUCCUUUUUUUUUUCUUUCCAACGUCGCGCAAGUAGGGAAAGGUACGCCUCGCGCGUCAUCGUCUCUUUCGACAUAGAGAAUAGCAAUAUGUGACGUAGUACAAAAUAAUAUACAUAUAUAUAUCGCCUAGCGUGUUUAUCGACGAUCGCUCGCGCGCGGAAAUGACGCCCCGAAAUAUGUACUAUUAGGAUUUUUUCAUCCGUCAUCCGCGAGAUUUUAUCAUAUCGGGUCUAACUCGGGUGGAUCACUAUUUCGCAAUAUACUGUUUUCGGUGUCACGAACCGGAUUUUUUUUUUAGGUAAUCAAUUACUUCUUCUCGCGGCUCGCAACCGAGUUCGUGCAUGUCCCAGACAUGUCCGCGGCGGGACCUUAAUUACUGUUCGGGUAAAUUUAUAAUCUCUAACUGGUAUAAACCCCGAAAAGAUUUCAGGGGGACGUUAGACUAGCGAUUAAAGUAACAAUUAUAAAAUUUAGGAUAACGAAAUAAAUUGAAAACUAUUCACUUCUUCACUUAACUGUGCACUGACGCAUUGUCUUUCUGUGGCACACUCGAUUGUAUACGUAUAUCGACGAAUCAAAAUGUAAAAAAUUUGAUCGAUCAAUCACGAGUAGGACACGUCGAUUAUGCUCCCGCUAUUUAUCGGGGAUAUCAGAAUUUCUAAGGGAAAAAUUCGAAUUUUUAAACUCGAUGUCGUCGUCACUUUUACGCUGUAUUAUCGUCCUAGGUAUAUGUACUCAAUAUUUCGCGCGGUCAAGGUGCAUCCGUUAGAUUAUAGUUAGCCGAUACAACCAACCUUCGAUACAAACAAACUUACCGGAUUUUAAUUCCAAAAGAAGAGCAUUUGUAUAUCUACAAGCCACUUCUAUUAUUUCGAAAACCGAUUUACAAACGAGCGUAUCUUUUGUAAGAUUUAUUUCGAAUUUGUCUUUUUGCCAAGUUCGAGUAUCGAGGGUAUACUUAUGCAAUAAGUCGCACCGGCCUGAUCACUCGAACCGCGAGUUCUUCUAUUUCCGAUCGUUUCCGGCACCUUUGCUCAAAGCGCGCAAAGUCAAUCUUCACUAAAAAGUAGCGAGAAUCGUUUUCAUUCUUCCUAUACGGGUCGAUUUGUAAGAAAGAGAAGAAGAAGAAGAAGAAGAAAAAGAAGAAGAGCUUUAAUGACUUAUAUCUAUGUAUAGAUGCAGAAUUUAUAUAUAAAUAUAUAAAAAUAUAUAUAAGUAAAAAGACGAACCUACAAAUAUGAAUGUGUAAUAUGGAUGAUGCGUGUUGAUAUACUUUAUCGUCUCGAUAAGGCUGUGACUUUGUAAAGCGGAUGUGAGUGUCGUAAAUAAAAUGGUUUUAUUGACGAA
Messenger RNA from Temnothorax curvispinosus, 2683 nucleotides. RefSeq lists its product as uncharacterized. The transcript is spliced from 2 exons. Lineage: Eukaryota; Metazoa; Arthropoda; Insecta; Hymenoptera; Formicidae. Bases 256 to 558 code for a protein of 100 amino acids. The record is from RefSeq and is a predicted model, not a curated record.